UUAUAAUUUUGGUAAUACUGGAAGAAAGGGAGAGAGGUGCGCACGGGGAGGGUGCACAACCUGCCACAAAUGCAUGCCAACCCCUCCCUGCCUCCGCCUCCUAACUCCAAGCUCUCUUAAUCCCAACCACCCCCUCUCAUCGUCGUCUUCUUCGCUGCCUCUAAUCUCUCUCCUCCUCCUGCCAUGCCCAAGCCCAUGCCCGCUCUGACGUCCAGAUAUCGGAGUCAGACCAACCAGCCGACCGACGGACCGACACCAUAACAAUAUUAGAUAAGAUCGGAUCCCAAGAGAGAUCUCCCUCUUCCUCUAAUUUCAAUCUCAAUCCAUCUCUUCUUUCAUCUCUAUCCGUUUACGCUCUUUAGCUGCAUUGCCUCUCCCCUUUCCUCCCCCUCCAAUAAACCCCCCAAAAAAAGGGAGGGAGGUGAGAGGUGGACAUCUAAAAGAGCGAGAAGAAAAAGGGUGGAGGAGGUAGAGGACUAUGAGAGCCGGUGGAGGGGGAGGGCCGAAGGAUGUCUCCGAUGGCUACCAUCCGAUGACCACAACCAACAACAGUAAGAACCCUUUCAUAUGGGGCAUCCUCUGCGCCGGCCACCCCCUCUUCGGCAAGCCUUCCAACCGUCCCAUGUUGAUGUCCAGGAUCAGGAUCUUCCUCCUCAUCUUCAUCUCCGUCUCCCUCAUCUACGUUGUCUACACCGUCAGGCUCAUCCGCACCUCUUCCCUUUCUCACAGCGAACUCCCCUGCUCCAGCACCACCACCUCCGCCGUCGCCGAUCCGGUCCUCCACCUUUCCUCUAAUCUCUCCGUCCAUACUACCCCCUCGGCCACCAACGUCCCCACCACCAGGACAGCCGCCCGCGCUGCGGCGGCCACGGGGCUUCAGCAUGUAGUUUUCGGGAUCGCGGCCUCCGCCAGCUUGUGGAAAGGACGCAAGGACUACAUCAAGCUCUGGUGGCGCCCCCGCCAGAUGCGCGGCUUCGUCUGGCUCGACAAGCCGGUGAAGGAGUUCAACAACUCCGCCUCCGCCACCGGCCUCCCCCCCCUCAAGCUCUCCGGCGACACCGCCCACUUCCCCUACACCCACCAGAAGGGCAGCCGCUCCGCCAUCCGCAUCUCCCGCAUCGUCUCCGAGACGUACCGCCUCGGCCUCGACAACGUCCGGUGGUUCGUCAUGGGCGACGACGACACCGUCUUCGUCCCCGACAACCUCGUCCGCGUCCUCUCCCAGUUCGAUCACCGCCAGCCCUACUACAUCGGCUCCGUCUCCGAGAGCCACCUCCAGAACAUCUACUUCUCCUACGGCAUGGCCUACGGCGGCGGCGGGUUCGCCAUCAGCCGCCCCCUCGCCGCCGCCCUCGCCCAAAUGCAGGACCGCUGCCUCCACCGCUACCCGGCUCUGUAUGGUAGCGACGAUCGCAUCCAAGCCUGCAUGGCGGAGCUCGGUGUUCCCCUCACCCGCCACCCGGGCUUCCACCAGUUCGACGUCUACGGCGACCUGCUCGGCCUCCUCGCCGCGCACCCCGUGGCCCCGCUGGUCUCCCUCCAUCACCUUGACGUCGUCCAGCCCGUCUUCCCCAACGCCUCUUCCCGCGCCGCCGCCCUCCACCGCGUCUUCGACGGCCCCGUCCGCCUCGACUCCGCGGCCGUCUUCCAGCAGUCCAUCUGCUACGAAGCCGACCAUCUCUGGACCGUGUCCAUCUCCUGGGGCUUCGCCGUCCACCUGGUGCGGGGGGUCAUGUCCCCCCGGGAGAUGGAGAUGCCCGCACGCACAUUCCUCAACUGGUACCGCCGCGCCGACUACACCGCCUACUCCUUCAACACCCGCCCCGUGGCUCGCCACCCCUGCCAGAAGCCCUCCGUGUACUACCUCUCCUCCUCCCGCUACGACGCCGCCCGUCGCACCACCAUCACCGUAUACGAGCGUCACCGAGAGGUCCACCCGGCGUGUCGCUGGAAGAUGGACAACCCCUCAGCCUUCGUCGACCGCGUCGUCGUCUACAAGAAGCCCGACCCCUCUCUCUGGGACAGGGCGCCGAGGAGGAAUUGCUGCAGGGUGGUAUCGUCGCCGAAGAAUGCGAAGAAGGGGAAUAAGACGAUGACAAUUGAUGUGGGCGUUUGCCGGGAUGGCGAGUUUAGCGAGAUAUAGUUACCUGCCUUCAUUUCUCUGUUUACUUGGUAGAUCUUUUUCAUUUUUUUUUUCUUUCAUUUUUAGUCUUUCUAUUGUUUUGGUAUUGUUUUGGUAUAUAAAUUGUCAAUUUUUUGGAACUUUUUGUGAUGGGGAACGGGGCAUACGACGGCUGAAAGUAGAUGAUGAAACUUGAAAGAAAGGCAGAGAGAGAUUCGUCUUUGUAUAUUUUUCUUUGCCGUUAUCGAGCGGCGGCAGGGUCAAGCAUGUCGUUUAUACCUCAAUCUAUAUUCUAUUUCUAAGUGCGUUGCCU
Molecule: messenger RNA, 2435 nt
Organism: Elaeis guineensis (African oil palm)
Lineage: Eukaryota; Viridiplantae; Streptophyta; Magnoliopsida; Arecales; Arecaceae
Source: RefSeq, a predicted model, not a curated record